GUAAAGAAAUCUCAAUCAAGAACAACAAAUAAAGAAACAAGAAACAGAGAACAAGAGAGGAAAAAAAAAUGGAAUUCAGUUGCAAGUACUUCAAGGUAGGCAAAUGCGAAGGAGAAAAGGUGGUGGAUGGUGAGACCAUGCCGCUGGUGCUACAACCAUCAGAACCUGACAAAAAUGGCUUGGAAUCACUCGUUUUGGCUCUAAAGACUAACAAGGAUUGGUUCGAACAGAUGAUAAUCAAGAAUAGUGCUGUCCUGCUUCGAGGAUUUGACGUGAAAAAAGCUGAGGAUUUUAAUGAUAUUAUUGAAGCUUUUGAUUGGGAUGAUAUUCGUUAUGUAGGGCCUGCACCGAGGACGCAUAUAUAUAAGCGAGUGUGGACUGCAAAUGAAGGUCCCCUGUCAGAAUUCAUUUACUACCACCAUGAAAUGGUUUUGAUAAAAGAAAGUCCCUUGAAAGUAGUGCUUUUCUGUGAGAUACCACCACCAGAGGGAGGACAGACACCAUUUGUUCCAAGCUUCAAAGUUACAGAAAGGAUGCUAGAAGAGUUCCCAAAAGAAGUGGAAGAAAUGGAGGCAAAAGGGCUAAAAUACACAUUUUCAGCUCCUAGCAAUAAUAAUACAGGAUCCAUGAGGGGCAGAGGCUGGGAGGAUGCUUUUGGAACAUCAGACCCUGCAGAGGCUGAGAGAAGGGCAAAAGCUCUAGGAAUGGAUAUGGAGUGGAUGGCUGAUGGAGGGGUGAAGACAAGACUAGGUCCACGGCCAUUAACAAGGGUGUUUGAUGGAAGAAAAGGAAGAAGAAUGUGGUUCAACACAGUAGUCGGGAUGCAUGGGAAGGAGCUGAGCUCAGCCACGAUGGCAGAUGGAACAGAAAUACCAGAACAUGUUGUAAAGAGAUGUGAACAGAUCAUUGAAGAAGAAAGCAUACAGUUCAAGUGGGAGACAGGUGAUGUUCUAUUCCUUGAUAACUUGGCUCUGCUUCAUGGUAGAAGGCCUUCUUUGCCACCAAGAAAAGUGCUUGUUGCCACAUGCAAGUAAUUCCUGUCAAAUAUUAUAUCACUCCAAUCCUGCCUUAUUUCUUCCUUUACGUAGAAUAAAUUGUGGAAGCAGAGGAAAUAUAUAACUUCCACUCCUGUGUACUUGUACUCUUCCGUUGGAAAUUAGACAUGUAUGGUUAUUGUGAUGCUGGUAAGAGUAUUCUUCAAAUACUUCUAAUAAAAUAGCAACAUUGUAUCAA
Ricinus communis (castor bean) is the source of this 1233-nucleotide messenger RNA. Its product is annotated as clavaminate synthase-like protein At3g21360. The record is from RefSeq and is a predicted model, not a curated record. Gene Ontology annotation, molecular function: oxidoreductase activity. NCBI's taxonomy places the organism in Eukaryota, Viridiplantae, Streptophyta, Magnoliopsida, Malpighiales, Euphorbiaceae. The transcript is spliced from 3 exons. The coding region runs from base 69 to 1034 and encodes 321 amino acids.